Messenger RNA from Tilletiaria anomala UBC 951, 658 nucleotides. RefSeq lists its product as uncharacterized. The record is from RefSeq and is a predicted model, not a curated record. The transcript has 4 exons. The coding region runs from base 191 to 577 and encodes 128 amino acids. Gene Ontology annotation, cellular component: prefoldin complex; cytoplasm. Gene Ontology annotation, molecular function: protein folding chaperone. NCBI's taxonomy places the organism in Eukaryota, Fungi, Basidiomycota, Exobasidiomycetes, Georgefischeriales, Tilletiariaceae. Gene Ontology annotation, biological process: protein folding.
UCCGAAGCUCGCCCUAAUACGGAUCUUUCGUCGCGCUUGGUUGAGUGUAAGCUUGAGGAUCGCCACAACUGUGCUCUAGACAACUAUCCGCCUUCCAACCCGACCGCGAAAAGAGCGUGGAAGGCAGUGAGACUGCCAAGCAUUCGCUCUCGAACAAGCUACGGACUACUGCUGAUUUUACCAUUUCAAGAUGGCACCACAGGGCCUUCCGGAGGAGCAGCUGCACAGGAUUUUGCAAGAAAUUCAAACACAGGCGAUCACAGCGCAACGGCAACUGAAUAUGGUUCGGGCUCAAGUGGCAAGCAAAGAUCGGGAGAAGAGGAUGCACGCCUUGACCCUAAAACAGAUUGAUGAGGAGAAAGAUGCAAUCGGAUUAUAUCGCGGCGUCGGAAAAAUGUUCAUGAUGGAGGACCGAGAUGUUCUGCUGAAGGAGCUACAUGCGAAGGAGAAGGAUGCGGCCGAAGAGAUCUCAAAUCUCACAAAGAAGCAAAAGUUCCUCGAAAAGCAAUUUUCAGAUUCACAAGCGCAUCUGAGAGACAUAUUCAGCGGCAUGGAUCGACAGGCGGCAUCAGCAUGAAAUGCGCAACGAAUACGAUGCAUUGUGACACUGCUGCAACUUUUGUGUACUUGUAUCUCAUCCUACAAGGUCAUCCUCGCA